AUCCCAGCACCCUGCCAGCCUGAUGGGCACGGUGGGAGGGGGACCAUACCCAGGACCUUGGGCAUUCUUUGCUCCCACCUCAUGUCAUAUCUUACCUUGUUUCUUCCCGAUUUUGGGGGGCAAGAAUGGAGGUUUUGGCACUUGAGGGAUGGACGCAGAGGGCACAGGGGACACAGCAGGGUCGGGGUGCUGGAUCUCCAUCACCUCCGUGUCCCCACGCAACCAGUGCUGGGGGCUGCAGAUGCCGUGGGGCCAGCGCCUGAGGUGGGUUCGGGCCCCUCCUGCCUCCCAUCACCCUUCACUCCCUCUCCCUGGGCCACGGUGGGCAGAAGCCCCGGGGGAAGCAGCGGCAGCGGUGCAGGCGCUGAGCGGCCGGCUGCUGGGGCUGGCGUCCGACCUGGGGCGGGACCCCGACCCCAGCGUCUACCUGGCCCUUCGCCUGGCUGCGGACCAUCACCUGGCCGGGGAGCAGCAGUACCUGGCGCGGCUGCAGGACACCUUCCAGAGCCGCUACAACCGGACCCUGGAGGAAGCUGGACCACCCCACGGCCACCUGCACCGGGAUGCCACGGCUUUCAAGAGCAGCAUGGGUGCGGAGGCGGAGGGGCCGCAGACGGGGCGGCUGGCGCUGUACCUGCUGGGGCUGCGUGCCACCUGCCCCCCACCGGAUCCCAGUUCCCAGCGCUCACUGGUGACGUGGCUGAAGCACCACCUGGAGGAGGACUGGGCAGGGUCCCGGCGGCACGGCCACCCCCUCACCAGUUACUACCAGUACGGCCUGGGCGUCCUGGCGCUGUGUGUCCACCACAAGCGGGUGCGGGAGGAGGUGAUCCGCCGGCUCCUGGAGGCUGAGCACCACCACAAGUUCAGGCACGCUGGUGGCAGCGCCGUGGACACGGAGGCCGUGGCAGUGCUGGCCUUCACCUGCCUGGAGAGGGGGCGGCUGGUGAGGUCCCGGCUGGCGGCGGAGCUGCGGGCGGCCAGGCGCAGGGUGAGGAGGAGGAUGGUGGAGGAGCAGCGCCCCGACGGCUUCUUCGGCAACGUCUACAGCACGCCGUGGGCCAUGCAGGUCUUCAUUGCCAGCAAGAUGUGCCAGAUGCAGGGAGUGUAUGGCCAGGCCAUGGCUGCGCUGCUGAAGAACCUCAAUGCCUUCACCACCGCUGCCACCAUGGCCCAGGUGCUGCCGGUGCUGCAUGGCCACUCUUACCUGGACAUCACCUCCAUGCGCUGCCAGGAGGAGCCAGACACACUGACACCCAUCAGUCCUGAGCCACUGCCCGAGGUGCUGGGGACCAUCAUGGUGCAGCUGGUGGUGGAAUGCCCCUUGCCAGGGUGUCCCCAGCACCGCCCCUAUGACCAGCUGGUGCCCGUGCCUGCCGGUGCCUCCCUCCUGGAUGUGCUCAGGGCAGCUGCUGCCCAGGAACCUCAGGACUUCACGUUUGACACCCAGGAGACCCCCCAGGGCCCCUUUCUGAUCAGCGUGCUGGGACUGGAAGCCCAGCAGCGGAAGCGGCGCUACUGGCAGCUCCUCACUGAGCCCAGCACCAGCCUGCAGAUGGGUGUUGCCGAGUACAGACCUCACGAUGGGGACACCAUCAUCCUUCGCCUGAGCGAGUGGUAGAGGGGGCCAGGGCCCAUGGCAAUGAAAUGCCCACCGUGGGCACCGGACCUGCCGGCUCCCUGCCUCCUGCUUUCGCCGCACCCCAAAUCCGGGAGGGGAGGAGGAGGAGACAGAGGGUUUCACACACAGAGGAUGUGCCCUGUGGGCACGGUGGAAGUACCCAGACCAGCAGCUCCUUCAGUCCCAGCACCUCUCAGAGACGGGAUGGGCAGCCAUGGGGAGUGGCCAGUUUUGGGGUCCCCAGAGCAGCUUGUCUGGAGGGAAUCCAAAUCCAAGCUUGUCCCCAAAAGCUGCCAGCUGGGGCCGUCCCCCUCUGUUAA
Molecule: messenger RNA, 1941 nt
Organism: Dryobates pubescens (Downy woodpecker)
Lineage: Eukaryota; Metazoa; Chordata; Aves; Piciformes; Picidae
Gene: TCN2
Product: transcobalamin 2
Exons: 9
Coding region: 149-1621 (490 amino acids)
Biological process (GO): cobalamin transport
Molecular function (GO): cobalamin binding
Source: RefSeq, a predicted model, not a curated record